GUAUUUUUUUUUCGGGUUGGGACUGUAUUGUGAGGGCUACUGUGUGAACACCAGGUGGGGGGGUCCAUUGACAAAACAAAACAAAACAAAAAAACACACACGCAAACUAAUCUCCCCCCCGAUCGGGUGCACACAUCCGGACUCUCUUUUUUCAAAUAUAUAGUUUUUAUUAAUUUAUUCUUAUGUUUUCUUAGUGAAUGUUUCACGCUCACACUCCGUGAGGGCAGAAAUGGCGGCCAACAUGUACCGGGUCGGAGAUUACGUCUUUUUCGAGAACUCCUCCAGUAACCCUUACCUGAUCCGACGAAUAGAGGAGCUCAACAAGACGGCCAGCGGGAACGUGGAGGCCAAGGUGGUGUGCUUCUACAGGAGGCGGGACAUCUCGCACAGCCUCAUUCAGCUGGCAGACAAACAUGCAAAAGAGCUUGAGGAGGAGAAGGAGAGCCCCGCCGAGACGGAGCUCACAGACAAACAGAAGCACCAGCUUCGACACAGAGAACUCUUCCUCUCGCGGCAGUACGAGAGCUUACCGGCCACGCACAUCAGGGGCAAGUGCAGCGUGGCCUUGUUGAAUGAAACUGAAGCGGUUCUUUCGUACCUCGACAAGGAGGAUACCUUCUUCUACUCGCUCGUGUACGACCCCACGCAGAAGACCCUGCUGGCUGACAAAGGCGAGAUCCGAGUGGGGCCACGAUUCCAGGCCGACGUGCCAGAAAUGCUCCCGGAGGCGGGUCAAGCUGACGACAGAGACCAGGCCAAACUGGAGGAGAAGCUCUGGGAUCCGGAGUGUCCGCUCACCAACAAACAGAUCGACCAGUUUCUUGUGGUGGCGCGGGCGGUUGGCACCUUUGCCCGGGCGCUCGACUGCAGCAGUUCGGUCCGACAGCCGAGCUUACAUAUGAGCGCGGCGGCGGCGUCACGUGACAUCACGCUGUUCCACGCCAUGGACACGCUGCACGCGCACAACUACGACCUGUCGAGCGCGUUGAGCGUGCUGGUGCCCGCGGGUGGCCCCGUGCUCUGCCGGGACGAGAUGGAGGAGUGGAGCGCCUCGGAAGCGGCCAUGUUCGAGGAGGCGCUGGAGAAAUACGGCAAGGACUUCAACGACAUCCGACAAGACUUCCUUCCCUGGAAAUCUCUGACCAGCAUCAUAGAGUACUACUACAUGUGGAAGACCACAGACAGAUACGUACAACAGAAGAGGCUGAAGGCGGCCGAGGCCGAGAGCAAGCUGAAGCAAGUUUAUAUUCCCACAUAUAAUAAGCCCAACCCCAACCAGAUCUCGCUGACCAACGGCAAGAUGGCAACCGUGAACGGCGCAGGGCCCGGAACCUUCCACGCGGCUGGCGGGGGUCGAGCCUGCGAGAGCUGCUACACCAUGCAGUCUGCCCAGUGGUACUCAUGGGGGCCCCCCAACAUGCAGUGCCGCCUGUGCGUGUCCUGCUGGAUGUACUGGAAGAAGUACGGCGGCCUGAAGAUGCCCAGCCGAGCCGAGGCGCCCGAGGAGAGGACGUCCCCGAGCCCGGCUGCCAACGAGCCGCGGUCGCGGAGUCACGCCCCGCGCCAGUCCAACCACAUUCCCAUGCGCAACAGCGGCAGCCCCAAGUCGUCCAUGAAGACCAAGCAGGCCUUCCUGCUGCAGGCCACCCGCCUCACCAAGCUGGCGCGCCACAUGUGCCGCGACGUCAUCAGGCUGCGCCGCGCCGCUCGCCGCCCCUUUGUCCCCAUUAACUGCGGCGCCAUAAAGGCAGAGUAUGUCUCAAGGGUGUCUGAAGGUCACGGGACCCGGCUCCCCAAAAUUCGAGCGGCGCAGCGCAGCACACUGACAAGCGUGGUGCAGUUUCUAGAGUCCCGUCCGGCAUCCCAGGCGCCGCGUUCGCACCGUACGGCCGGCCUGCAGACGCCUCCGCCGCGCCGACUGCUGUCCUCGCUGCCGCACGGACCCCACGGCAUGCUGGGAAAGCGCAGUUUUCACCACCACAGCAGAGGAGCCGAGCAGGACAGGCGCUCGGAGAACCCCGGAACCACAGGUGGCGCCUUACUGCACAACGGGCGCAGCAGCAGCGGGGGAAGCACUCGCGGAGGCGUUAUGAUCCGAAAGCGGCGCCCCAACUGGAUCGACGCCCCGGACGACAGCUUCUUCCUCGUCACCCGGGAGACCAGGAGGGCGAGACGGCUGCUGUCACGCUCGCAGCUCCGGCAUGCAUGUCGGCAGCCUUGCGAGCAGAUCACCCUGCGCAGGGCCUCGCAGGCGCCUCCACCGCAGGGCCUGGUCCUGGGGCCCCCGCACCCGCAUCCCAGCUUGAGGAUGCGAGGCCCCAUCGUCAUUCACGACUGAACCGCCGCAUUCUCUCCCUUCUUUUUCUCUCGUAACAUCAGACCCGUUCAGUCCUCGGCAACCGUGAGCCCCCCCACACACACACACAUACACACAAACACCUGUCCCCUUUUGUCUCCUCUUUAAAACCCGACUUGCCAAUAUAUUAGGUAUACCUUUGAUUGGAAAAAACAUGUUACCACAUAAGCAUUUUAGUACAUCAAAGUGUGCGUGUGAGCUUGUGUUUAGGUAUGUGUGUUGUCAUGGCAACAACGGGCCAAAAUGCCAAAUUGUUUUUUAGGAAUGGGCAUAUGAACUUUGUUUGUUGAUUGUGACUAGUGAUGUUGGUUUGUAUAAAGUUUUUCGUUUCAGGGGAGGACUAAAGCUUAAAAUGGUUUUAACUGGGUUGACUGUUUUUUUUUUUUUUUUUUAAAUCAACCCCACUAGAAUCCAUUCGGGAAAAAAAAAGAAUUAAAUUUCCCUUUAAAAUCAAAUAAAGUCUCAUCCUCAGGCACGUAUUUAAAUAUGUAAUAUAAAAUGAGCAGUGGCAUCAUUAGCGUUAGCCAAUAUAGACAAGGCAAGUUACAUUAAAGGCACUUUUAAAAGACAAAUCCACAUAAUUUUUGCUGGUUAUUUUUUUUUUCAUUCACAACAUUUGGGAGAUGCGCACGCAUCAAUAAACAUGAAUCCCACAAGCUUAGCACACCUUUCUUUGGUCACUUUUGUCCAUUCUGUUAAUAAUUUUCAAUAAAUAUUCAAAUAAUUCGUGUUGUCAUCGUAGGAUUCCUGAAUGAUAUUUUAAAGGCCAAUCAUGUUUUAGCUCCCCUCUAGAGCUUGAACAGGUUACCAAGUUGUCUCUGAAACGCGGGACUUGGCCUACAACUUUUGUUAUUUAAAAAUGAAUAAAUAAAUCAGGCAUGACUUUCAGGUGACCACGACGGUCCUGUGAUUUCUUCAUUGAGAAUGUUUGUGUUUUCUCGUACGUAUGUCACGUGUUGAAUUCUGAAUAUGCUGAUGAUGGUCAUAAUAAAGCAAACGCCCUCAUCUUC
Molecule: messenger RNA, 3366 nt
Organism: Hippocampus comes (tiger tail seahorse)
Lineage: Eukaryota; Metazoa; Chordata; Actinopteri; Syngnathiformes; Syngnathidae
Gene: mta3
Product: metastasis associated 1 family, member 3
Exons: 19
Coding region: 230-2338 (702 amino acids)
Biological process (GO): negative regulation of transcription by RNA polymerase II
Cellular component (GO): NuRD complex; nucleoplasm
Molecular function (GO): transcription coactivator activity; transcription corepressor activity; histone deacetylase binding
Source: RefSeq, a predicted model, not a curated record